AUGGCUGCAGGCAAGCAAACCAAAGGCAGGCAAAAGAUCACAAUGAAGAGAAUAGAGAAGGAAGACGACAGGCUAAUCACUUUUUCCAAAAGGAGAUCCGGUAUUUACAAGAAGGGAAGUGAACUGGUUACACUGUGUGGUGCUGAGGUUGCUGUGCUGGUGUUUUCACCGGCUGGUAAGCCCUUCUCUUUUGGCCAUCCAUCCAUUGAACGCGUAACAAAUCGUUUCCUUGACAAGAACCCACCACCAAGUGACACUACACACCCUCUGGUGGAGGCUCAUCGGAAGAUGAGGAUUAACGAGCUAACCCAGCACUACAAUGAACUGCUGAGCAGAGGGGAAGCUGAGAAAGACAGAGGAAACUUGCUGAAGCAGAUGAUGACUGGGAGUGGAAGGCAGCAGCAGCUGCAGCAGAAGCAGCAGAGUUACUGGUGGGAGACUCCUAUCGAUGAGCUUGGCUUUGAAGAACUACUCCAAAUGAAUGCUACGUUGGAAGAGCUUCAUGGUAACUUGUGCAGGAAAAUCAGUGGAGCCUCGUCAUCCGUGAAUCCAUCGUUGGCCUCUAAUAAUGCCAAUCUUCAGAAGGAUCCUUCUGCUUCUUUUCCUCAUGGAUUUGGUUAUGGGCGCAUGCAUUUUUAG
This is a messenger RNA of Manihot esculenta (cassava), 639 nucleotides long. Its product is annotated as agamous-like MADS-box protein AGL61. Gene Ontology annotation, molecular function: protein dimerization activity; DNA-binding transcription factor activity, RNA polymerase II-specific; RNA polymerase II cis-regulatory region sequence-specific DNA binding. The record is from RefSeq and is a predicted model, not a curated record. Lineage: Eukaryota; Viridiplantae; Streptophyta; Magnoliopsida; Malpighiales; Euphorbiaceae. The transcript has a single exon. Gene Ontology annotation, biological process: positive regulation of transcription by RNA polymerase II. Bases 1 to 639 code for a protein of 212 amino acids.